Molecule: messenger RNA, 1816 nt
Organism: Diceros bicornis minor
Lineage: Eukaryota; Metazoa; Chordata; Mammalia; Perissodactyla; Rhinocerotidae
Product: zinc finger protein 773-like
Exons: 5
Coding region: 240-1637 (465 amino acids)
Biological process (GO): regulation of transcription by RNA polymerase II
Molecular function (GO): RNA polymerase II cis-regulatory region sequence-specific DNA binding; DNA-binding transcription factor activity, RNA polymerase II-specific
Source: RefSeq, a predicted model, not a curated record
CGUCGUUUUGGGGUCUCCGGGGUCGGUCCGUUUCUUCUGAGGCUCCCGAAAGCUGGUUUUGGGCUGGGGUGACGAGAGAGGGAAGGCGCGAGAGGAGGCAGGCGGCGUCCUCUUUGCACAGAGGCGGGUCUGAGGCGCGGUAGCGGCGCCCAGGGGUACCCCGAAUCUGGGUCGGGGACGGGGAUGCCCGGGGCCCGACCUGGUCCUGUGCCCCCGGCCCGCCCCGCCCGCAGAGUCCGAUGGCGCCGGCCGCGCGGAGGGAGCCGGCUCAGGUUCCUGUGGCUGCAGAAUCACUUCCACACCAUGCAGAGGGUCGUGUGACCUUUGAGGACGUGGCUGUCUACUUCUCCUGCGAGGAGUGGGGGCUCCUUGAUGAAGCCCAGAGACUCCUACACCGCAGUGUGAUGCUGGAGAACUUUGCACUGAUGGCCUCUCUGGGACUUGCAUCUUCCGGGACUCAUGAAAUUACCCAAUGGGAGCAGUGGGCAGAUCCCUUUUUGCCUGCCUGUGGAGUCACCACUGCAGCAAUGCCAAGAGGUUGUUGGCAUGGAGCAGAGGUUAAGGAAGCACCUUCUGAGCAGAGUGUUUAUGUAGAAGGAGUGCUCAGAGCAAACCUUCACCAACACCAGAAGCUGCACUGUGGAGAGAAACUCUUAAGAAGAGAAGAGACGGAGGAGGGUGAGAAGGACUCCCCAACUAGCUCUGGUCUUCUCAAGCAUCAGGUGGCUCACAGCGGAGGGGAGUCACAUAGGAGCACUGAAAGUGAGGAGGCCUUUCACCCUGAAAAAAGGCAUUACAAAUGUGGCGAAUGUGGGAAAGCCUUUGGUCAGAAAUACUUACUUGUUCAGCACCAGAGGCUACACACUGGAGAAAAGCCUUAUGAAUGCAGUGAAUGUGGGAAAUUAUUUAGCCAUAAAUCUAACCUUUUUAUACACCAAAUAGUUCACACUGGUGAAAGGCCUUAUGGGUGUAGUGAAUGUGGAAAAUCCUUUAGCCGAAAUGCUGACCUCAUUCAACACCGGAGAGUUCACACUGGAGAAAAGCCUUUUACAUGCAGUGAAUGUGGAAAAGCCUUUAGGCAUAAUUCCACACUUGUCCAGCAUCACAGAAUCCACACUGGAGUAAGACCUUAUGAGUGCAGUGAAUGUGGGAAAUUCUUCAGCUUUAACUCAAGCCUCAUGAAACAUCAGAGAGUUCACACUGGAGAAAGACCUUAUAAGUGCAGUGAAUGUGGGAAAUUCUAUAGCCACAAGUCAAGCCUUAUUAAUCAUUGGAGAGUUCAUACUGGAGAAAGGCCUUACGAGUGUAGCGAAUGUGGGAAAUUUUUUAGCCAAAGCUCUAGUCUCAUGCAACACCGAAAAGUUCACACUGGAGAAAAGCCUUUUAAGUGCAAUGAAUGUGGAAGAUUCUUUAGUGAGAAUUCCAGCCUCGUUAAACAUCAGAGGGUUCACACUGGAGCAAGACCUUAUGAGUGCAGGGAAUGUGGCAAAUUUUUUCGCCACAGCUCCAGCCUUGUUAAACAUCGGAGGAUUCACACUGGAGAAAUGCCUUAUGAGUGCAGCGAUUGUGGAAAGUCGUUUAGCCAGCGUUUCAACCUCAUUCAACACCAGAAAGUUCACAGUGGAGAAAAGUCUUGAAUGCAGCUAAUGUAGAAAAACCUUUAACCAAAGUUCUGCUCUGAUUCAGCAACAGAAACUUCACAAUUCAGGCCGUAUGAAUACCAUGAACAUGAAGAAAGGUUUCAGCCAAGGGCUUCACUUUGUUCAGCACCAGAAACUUCAGAUUGGAGGAAGGCCUUAGGAGUGCAGGGCAUGGG